Molecule: messenger RNA, 462 nt
Organism: Seminavis robusta
Lineage: Eukaryota; Bacillariophyta; Bacillariophyceae; Naviculales; Naviculaceae
Source: the annotation of a GenBank genome assembly
AUGGAAACCCAAAAGAAGAAGAGGACUGAAGCUGCCGAGAGGGAGGAUGCGGCCAUGGCUUUGCUGGAGGCAGGCCGCUCAGCUAGGAAUAGUGGACAACUCAAGAUCCUCAUCUCAUGGAAACUUGGUCGCCCAUGCCCGUCGAAGAUAUCCACGGUCGCUCAAAGGCAAGCCAAAUGGGAUGAAGUGAAGGAUAUUGUCGUCGCUCCGGUGCAGAGGUGGUCCCCGGAGGAAGAAGCAGAGCUCCAGCGAGUCAAGCAGAAAAUUGACAACAUUACAGUUGAUGACACUCUCCUUGGAAGACAGCGACAGAAGAUGCAAACUGAAGCCUUGUCGACCGUCAAGGCAAUGUCGGCAACUGAACGGGAGCAGUUCCUUCAAAGUCUGGACGAAGGAGACAAUGAAGAAGCGGACAAUGGCGACUCUGUGGAGGUUGUGGAGGGAGGUGGCAGCAGUCAGUGA